Molecule: messenger RNA, 643 nt
Organism: Erythranthe guttata (spotted monkey flower)
Lineage: Eukaryota; Viridiplantae; Streptophyta; Magnoliopsida; Lamiales; Phrymaceae
Source: RefSeq, a predicted model, not a curated record
AAAAGCCAUAUUUGUCAACCAAUGACAAAAAUUCCAGAAUUAAAAUGUUUUAUUUAUUUAUAAAGACUCCAUUUUUUCCUUCACAAAAGAAGCAUAUUUGUCAGAAAAGAAGAUGGCAUAGUCCUUUCACACUGAGGGAAGAAGCAGAAGCAUGUCCAUGGUAGGAUGGAAGAAGGAUGAGGUAUUCAAAGCCGGCCCGAAAGGGGCCCGCCGCCCUGGAACCACCUUGGCUGCCGUCGAAUCAUUGGCCGUACCUCUUGUGCAGGAAGUGGUGUUUUUGGCCGAUUUUCGGUGUCCGAUUUGCCAGCAUAGGGUGGCUGAGAUUAUGUCGAAAAUGAACGGAGAGACUGAAUCUGUGGUGAUUAGUGUUGUCGAGAAGACGGUGACGCUCACUCGUUCGUAUCCAAAUCCCGAUAAACGAAUUGCGCACGCUAGUUCUUCGACCAAGGUUUCCGUUAUUGUGCGCCUGCUUCGCUCUUACUGCACUUAACUGCUACUAAUAAAUAACCCUAGUUAACCACAAUUCAGUCACAUAUGAAAAACUAAACAGUGAUUUACUCUUUACUUGCUUAUAAUGUUAGUAACACAUUUUAGAGGUGUAAAUAACAUUCCACAUUUUAUUAUUAACUGAAUAAAUAAAUAA